GCUCGAGUAGAUUCACUGAGCUGAGCUGAGCUGAGUGGCGUCAAUUUUGAAUCUGUAUUGUAUUCCCCGUGGAGUAAAGUACUGUGACAUGACCACUUUCUCCUACUGUUAAAAGAACAUGCAGCAGUGGGUCUCUUCAUCGUUUGGUGAUUUUGAGGAGCAGAGCACUGGUUCAAAAGCCAAGGGUCAUAGUUCAGGCAAGCAUGGUCCCUCCAGUAAAGGCCAGGACAGGAGAAAGAGACCGAGGGUAGCUGACAAGGGAGGAGGGAAGACACAGAGCUGGUCUCAGAAGAAGAAGCUGUUAGAAGGACAGACAUGGGCUGAAAGACAUGCACCUCAAUCAGUAGCUGAUCUAGCUGUUCACAAGAAGAAGAUCCAAGAGGUCCAAGAAUGGUUGACCUUUCACACCAAGCAAAGAGGACAGCAGCCCAAGCCACACACCAAAGCCCCAUUGCUGCUGCUAACAGGACCUGCAGGAGCAGGUAAGACAGCCACCCUGACUGUCCUGGCUAAGGAACUAGGUCUAGAGGUACAGGAAUGGUCCAACCCAAUCACAGAAGCUUUCAAGAUGGACCAAGACACAGACUAUCGAUCUGAUUUCUAUGUGAAAAACGAGUCUCAGGUUAAACAGUUCCAGGACUUUCUGAAGCGAGCCAACAGGUACCCAGCUCUGAGUCUAGUCGGAGCGCAGGAGGAGAGAACUAACAAAGUUGUGCUGGUUGAAGAAAUGCCUAAUGCAUUCUACCGUGAUCCGUCCAGCCUUCAUGCCGUCCUUACACGAUUCAGCCACACUGGUCGUAGUCCUCUUGUCUUCAUUGUGAGUGAUAGUCAUGGUGGAAAGUCUAAUGUCCUUUCUCUCUUCCCAUCUGAUGUUCAAGACAACCUGGCUGUCCACAAUAUUAGUUUCAAUCCAGUCGCACCGACCAGCAUGACCAAGACAAUGAUGAAAAUAGCUACAGCAGAAGCAGCAAAGGCAAGACAUAAGUUUUAUGUUCCCUCCAAAUCUACCAUAGAAGCCUUAGCAGCAUCAAGCUCUGGUGACAUCAGAGGUGCUAUAAACGCCCUCCAGUUUGCAUGUCUAAAAGGUACUGACAGUCUCCAAAGGUCAUCACAAAAGUCUUCGUCAUUGCCAUCAUCAUGGUCAUCGACCCCUUCCUCAUCAUCCUCCUCAUCAUCGAUAGGUAGCAGUCAGUGGAAAGAUCGAAGGAAGCAGGCCAGGGGAAGCAAGGAUGACAAAGAAGACAAGAGAUUGGCGGCCAUCGGAGGUAGAGAUACCUCACUCUUCCUUUUCAGAGCGCUGGGAAAGGUUCUCUAUUGUAAACGAGAGCCCAAGACAGCCAGUGACCCAGUACUGCCCCCUCAUCUUCACCAUCAUGAUAGAGAUAGGCUCAUCAUAAACCCAGAGGAGCUUAUUGAAAGAACACACAUGAGCAGUGAGAACUUCACCUUGUACCUUCAUCAGAACUACUUAGACUUCUACACUGACCUGGAAGAUGUUGUAGAGGGCAGCAGAUAUCUUAGCGACACUGAUUUUCUCACGUGUGAAUGGGCACAUCGAACGACGAUGCGGCAGUACAGCUCUUCUGUAGCAGUGCGUAGUCUGGUUCACCACAACUCAAGUAGGAGCAGAUGCAGCCAAGAUGGAGGAACAGGAGGGGGUCGAGGAGGAGGAUGGAAACCUCUUCAUAAACCUGAAUGGUUCGAAGUCUCAAGAAAGUAUCGAGAGAGCUGUGCCGCUGCCAAGGGACUGUUUGUUGGUCACUGCUGGACGCCUUUAGAUCUUCAGACUCAGCUCUUGCCUUACCUAGCAUUAAUCAAUGUCCCUCUCAAAAACCCAGGACAAUUCUCCUUUCUCCAAGAUGUAACAAGGUUCUCAAAUCGGAAGCAAAUGAGAAAAUGGCCAAAGAAGCUUGAUGAAAAGGACAUCGACGAUGCAAGCCUGGAGGAAGAUUUCCCUAGCUCACAGAGUUCAGUGACCUCGUCACAGAACAGCCGAACAAAGCUGACUUUGAACAGUCAUAACACAGAUGCCUUGAACGAUGCAGCCUUCGCUGAGGAUGAAGAAGAUGAUGAAGAGAUAGUCAUUGAAGACUAUGAUGAUGAUUAGAUUUGAUGUAGUCACUCCUAGGUCCUAGACAAAACAGUCGACCCUAACUGACGUUGAACAGUCAUAACACAGAUGCCUUGAACAAUGCAGCCUUUACUGAGGAUGAAGAAGAUGAUGAAGAAAUAGUCAUUGAAGACUAUGAUGAUGAUUAGAUUUGAUGUAGUCACUCCUAGGUCCUAGACAAAACAAUCGACCCUAACUGACGUUGA
Messenger RNA from Strongylocentrotus purpuratus (purple sea urchin), 2316 nucleotides. RefSeq names its product cell cycle checkpoint protein RAD17 (gene rad17). The record is from RefSeq and is a predicted model, not a curated record. Gene Ontology annotation, molecular function: chromatin binding. The transcript is spliced from 15 exons. Gene Ontology annotation, biological process: mitotic DNA replication checkpoint signaling; DNA damage checkpoint signaling; DNA repair. NCBI's taxonomy places the organism in Eukaryota, Metazoa, Echinodermata, Echinoidea, Camarodonta, Strongylocentrotidae. Bases 119 to 2107 code for a protein of 662 amino acids.